AUGAUUUACUUAAAACUUAAGAGGACGUUGGAUUCGUACACUGAAAAAAAAGUUUUUUUCCACCCAGAAUACAAAAUCCACUGUAUCAUAAACAUUUCGUAUGCAUCUGUGUCAAGUGAGGUUAAGUCGGCCAUAUUUUUAUUUUGGUAUUUUGCUAAGAAGGAAACCGAUGUAGGAAAAAAACUUUGGUAUUCUCCACACAGGUAUACCAGUUUCUUUACAGGAGGGAAAAAUUUCCUAGAUACUCUGAAAGUGAGAUGCACAAAUAAUUAUCAAUGUAGCAGUCGAAUGAAACAUUCGGAGUGUCAGAACAGUAUUUGUGUCUGUAAGCCAAAUUACAGAGCUACUUACGACAAUAAAUGUAUACCACUUUUUGGCGUCGAAUGUUCCUUGGAUGAUCCUUGUGGGACACCUAAUUCCGCCUGCAUUAAUAAAAAGUGUCAGUGCCUUCGUUAUUAUGUGUUUCAAAACGAAAGAUGCGUACAAAGUCGGCUGAAUGGAUAUUGUAAAAACAACGAGGACUGCAGCGGGAUAGCCAAUGCAAAGUGUUUGAAGAAUCGAUGCAUCUGCAAAGAUAACUAUCAAAGGCUGAAUGGUUUUGCAUGUGGGGCUAAUUUGGAAGGAAAUUGUAGGACAGAUGAGGAAUGUAUGGUGCCAAAUUCCGUCUGCAUUGAUAAGAAGUGUCAGUGCAGACCUAAUCACCUUGCCCUGGGGAUUACGAAGUGCAUUGAAGCGGAGACAUUGUUCGGAUGUAGUUCCAAUCCAGAGUGUAGCGACAUCUGGCACGCCAAGUGUUCUGACAGGAAUAAAUGCGUGUGCAGAGAAAACAAUAUUGCAGACGGAACAUCAUGCUUGCCCUUACUUAGUGGUUAUUGUUGGCGUGAUGAUCAAUGCAGAGCCCACAAUUCGGUCUGCGUUGAUUUUCGGUCGUACCACAGUAACGACGACGAUGCAUGCCAAGCUACAGGAAAAUCGUGUAAUCCGGAGGACGCAGUUCCGUGCUGUGACGAUGCAGUUUCAUGCCAAGCGAGUGAGACGCCCGGGUUGUACAUCUGCAUGGAGCAAGAACAAUUGGGAUCGCAAUGCAUCUACACUUCCGAUUGUUUAAAAUUCCACAACGCCGACUGUAUCAACAAUAAGUGUGGAUGCAGUUUGAACUACAUUCAAUUAAAUUCCACAUACUGUGCCCCAAAAUUGGGCGUCUUUUGCGCUAAAGAAGCCUGCGCAGUUAGAAAUUCUGUCUGCAUUGAUUGCAAGUGUCAAUGCAGUCCGAAUUUCUCACAAUCUCUCGAUCACUGUCUCGCAACUAAUUUGAACCAAUCGUGUUCCGUCAAUACAGAUUGCGACGGAAUUCUAUUCGCGGAAUGUUCCACCGCAAAAACAUGUUCCUGUCAAUCGAAUUACAUUCAACGUGGUUCUAAUCAAUGUCUUUCAGCCCUGGACGAGGCCUGUUUCGGGCAUAGUUCCUGCGCAGCUGCUAAUUCACUGUGCAUUGACUAUAAAUGUCAAUGCAAGCCAAGAUACGCCUCUUUAUCUAACUCUGAAUGCGUACCAAUUCGUAUCAAUGGAGUCUGCAGAGAUAAUUUUGACUGUCAGGAUUCGUUAAAUACAAUUUGUACUGAUAAUAAGUGUCAAUGUGACCAAGAUAGCUUCGAAGCGGACGGCAAGUGCGUAGCACUUUUGGGUGGAUUUUGUUUGACAAACAGCGACUGCAUCGUUGGAAACUCGUCCUGCAUUGACCAUGUCUGUCAAUGCAGUCACAAUUACAAACCAAUCGGUCGGAAUAGCUGCAAGCCAAAAUUACUUGGAUCAGCGUGCGAACUCGACGAAGACUGCGAUUUCAUUAAAAACGCUAAGUGUGUAGACAAUGUGUGCCAAUGCAGGGACAAAUACUUUGGAAACAGCGAUUUUUUGUGCUCACCAAUCAUCGGCGGUCGCUGUUCUAACAAAUCCGAGUGCUUUCUUAACAAUCUCGAGUGCAUUGACGGCCAAUGUCAAUGCAGUGAGGGUUCAUCGGCUAUUUCAAGUAGUCAAUGCUUGACAACCUCUUUGAUGUUUUCUUGUCAGCAUGUCUCAGAAUGCGCCGAUAUUUUACACUUUGAAUGUUUAAACAAUAAAUGUGUCUGCAAAGCUGAUAAUAAUAUUUCGUUGAGUAGAGCGAUGUGCUUGCCACUCCUUGGCGGGAUUUGUUGGAAGAACGAUCAAUGCAUUGCUGAAAAUUCGGCCUGCAUUGACUUUAGGUGUCAAUGUAAUUCUGGUUACGUAGCUGCGGCUAAAAACUUUAUUCGUGUUAACAAUUCAAUGUGUGACGGAAAGUGUAGAUGCCUUCCGAAUUAUCACUUCAAAAAUGGAGGGUGCUUGCCAAAAAUCGGCAACCAUUGUGUGGACGAACAAUGUGCAGCUGAUAACUCUGACUGCAUUAACCAGAAGUGUCAAUGCAAGCAAGGAUAUAGUUUUUACUAUAAUAAUUGUAUGUUAGUGUUCAUGAAUAUCUCAUGCGACAUGGACGCUGAUUGUGAUGGAAAUGGCAAUGCAGUAUGCUCGAGACGUGAAUGUUAUUGUAAAGUAGGUUACAUACUAAAAAAUAAUAUCUGUGUGUCAGUAGAUGAAAAAUUCUGCUCUUCAACGGAUCGAUGCCUGCGAAGAAAUUUCGAGUGCAUUGAUAAUGAAUGCAAAUGCACCUCUGACUCGUUGUUACUCAAAAGCGGAUUGUGUUUGUCAACUAAAUUGGGACAAUACUGUGCAGAGGAGAAUGAAUGCCAACUUAUAAAGAACGCAAAAUGUUCGAGGACGCAAAAAUGUGUUUGCAAGUCAUCAUACUUCCCCUUGAGUGCUACGACAUGUGGAUCGUUACUUGGCGGCUUUUGUUGGGACAAAAGCGACUGCCCGGCGCCGAAUUUCGAAUGCAUUGACGAUAAGUGUCAAUGUAGUGCUGGAUUUGUGCCUCUGACCAGCAGCAACUGCAUUGACGAAAAUUUGACGUUGCUUUGCAAUCAUCGGACACUUUUAGCUCCAGCUGCACGGAACACAACACUGCUAGCAAAAUAUUUAGGAACCUCACUGGGCCAUCCUUGUAAGGUUGAUUUCGAUUGCAAGAACAUAAAAAAUGGUCAUUGCUCGGCUGAUAAAUUCUGCGCUUGCGUCGCCAAUCACUUUGGACUCUCUAAAUAUCAAUGCAUUCCAAGUUUAGGCGGCGAUUGCAAUGAUAAUAACGAUUGUACGGUUUAUGCUUCUGAGUGCAUUGAUAAUAAGUGUCAAUGCAAUGCUAACUACUCGGCUGUAUCCGGCAGUCAAUGUAAACUAACUUUGUCACUGGUCGAAUGCAACAAAACUCUGGAUUGCGGCGAGCAUUGGCAUUCAACAUGUUCUCUCAAUGGAAGAUGUAUUUGCCAUAAAAACAGUUUCAUGGUGAAUUUAUGGACGUGUCAACCUACUUUGGGCGGCGCAUGCUGGUAUGACCAUCAAUGCAUCACCAAAAAUUCCUUCUGCAUUGAUUUCCGGUGUCGAUGCGGUGAAUUUUUUACCCGUUUGUCCGACAAUCAAUGUAUAUCUACACUAUUACCUAGUGCUCUCGAAUAUAAAAGUUUACGUUUUACAUAG
Cotesia congregata is the source of this 3600-nucleotide messenger RNA. Lineage: Eukaryota; Metazoa; Arthropoda; Insecta; Hymenoptera; Braconidae. The record is from the annotation of a GenBank genome assembly.